Puccinia graminis f. sp. tritici CRL 75-36-700-3 is the source of this 2622-nucleotide messenger RNA. RefSeq lists its product as uncharacterized. The record is from RefSeq and is a predicted model, not a curated record. Lineage: Eukaryota; Fungi; Basidiomycota; Pucciniomycetes; Pucciniales; Pucciniaceae. The transcript is spliced from 5 exons. Bases 362 to 2314 code for a protein of 650 amino acids.
GAAUUUUUACUCAAAACCCGCACAACAAGACUUUGUAGCCCCUCACAACCAGAAGGAAGGCCUGGCACCAGCUCAGUUGCUUCGCUCCAGCUCAUCGGUCACCUGCCCAUUCUCUCAUUUUUAUCAAACACAUCGGUCUCCUCACACUGAAGGCCCAUUUUUGUCUCCUGUGCUCAUCUCUCAGUUUACAAACAGCUCAUGCUUUGAUUAGCUCUCCACAGGUUACACAGGUUAUUUCGCGCGUGGAUUAUCCCAGAGACGAUUCACAAGUCAUCCAAACGAUCCACCAGCAAGUCCUUUCAUCAGCUUCCUCCUAGCUGAACCAGUCCUGUCAUCAGCUUCUCCUAGCCGAACUCAUACAAUGUCGACAAAUGAUAGUGCAUUUGGCUCAUCCCAGAAAGCGAUGGAGUGUCACCCGACUGUUUCAAUCAUCCCAGCGAGGUCUCCUGGCGCCUGGCAAUCAUCUCCGAAAGGUUCAAGCUUCAGACAAACACGAUGGCCGACCAAUAACUUCCAAUUGUCCCUGCAAGGUUCUAACUUAAAUAAAGCAACCUGGACGACCAAUACACCAUCUGGCUUGUCCCAGAAAUCACUGGAGGGUCCUCAUGUUGCUUCAAUCAUCCCAGCGAGGUCUUCUCACACCUGGAAAUCAUUCCCCUAUAUUUCUAACUCAACCAAAUCAAUUUUACCGACUAUUAGGCCAUUUGGCUCAUCCCAGCAAGCAAUGGGGGGUCAUAAUUCAGCUCCAAUCAUCCCAGCGAGGCCCCAUGACCACUUCCGAUCAUUCCCACAAGGUUCUAACUUGAAAAAAACAAUCUGGCCAACCAAUAGCCCUUUUGGCUUGUCCCAGGAAGCAAUGACAAUGUUGCCGGUGGAUAGGUCGUACUUUGGAUCGUUACCUAGCUUUCCAAGUCAUCAUAAUCCACAAAUCCAUGGCUCAUUGGCAACUCAAUUACCUCUCCAGAAUGCCUUGGCAAUCAAUCCUCAGCUUUCUGAAGGCGGAAUGGCUGGUACCAGUCUCAACGAACGACUCCUCUCGAGCUUUGUAUCAACCGGUUCAGCAUUUGUUACGCCAAAUUUUGAAGGCAGCUGUGGUGCUUCUACUAGGAGAAAACGGUUCCGACCUGAUGAAGACAUCAAACGAUGGAAUCGACUUCGCCACAAAGCCAGCAUGCCAUUCUGUGCUACCCACCCGAUUCCUCAGGCCAAACUAGUCCAUUCUCCUUCAUCUCAAGACCCUACGCCCCUUUCUAGUCCAUCCGGCCCAAAAAAAGAUUUCUACUACUUCGUUCCUCCGAGCCGUCAACAUGACCCCGAACCUAAUGUGAUGCACACCUCCCAAGCAACUCUCACAUCUGCCUACAAAUGUCUAGACCAUGGAACCGUCAUAAUUGCCCCCCGAAACAAGGAAGCUUUCUGCAAGGCUAAAUUCCUACCCUUCGAGUCAAUGCCAUCAGAUGAGUUACUUGGUUGGCAAAAGCUAGUUUGCUUUUUUCUCUCCCGAACUAAUUACAUUGCACCAGUUAAAAAUAAUGGCCCUCACAUGGGUGGAACCAUGUGGGCUGACGGAUGGCGGAAGUGCUCGAAGGCAUGCGAGGCGUUCGGCCGUUAUUGCUCUGUUACUCGAUUGGUUGCCAUGAUGCGAAAAUCAAACUACGUUGCUGAGGAUGAAGCUGUUGCAGUUAGAGAAGCCAACGACUGGAUCUCUAUUCACCUUCAAGAACUGGCUCCUGGGGUCUUUGAAGAUUACCGAGCAACUCUUAUCAACAACAAUUUACCCUCGAUGGCCCACAUGGAAUGGCCUCCCUCCUCGUACCACGCUCUAGACUUCGCUUCUUUCCUCACGUUUACAAUGUACGAUUUUUUCAACGAGAGCCAUUUCGAUAGCGAUGCGAAUAAUUGGACCCUUGUCUGCUGGAUACCAAUUUUUAAUCCUCGAACCUCAGAAGAAGAUGAUCCCAUCUUGGCAGACAAUGGAUUCGAUAUGAUAGGGGGUCAAUUCACAUUUCGGGAUUUUCAGGUGUACUUGGACUUAAAUAAAGUACUUGGUGUGACCAUGUGUGUGUUCCGGUCCAAAGAUCACCAUCAUCAGACAUUGGCUGGGUCUUCACCAUCUGACAAGUAUACUCGGAUUGGGUUUUCCUGUCAAAUGUCUGAAGCUAUGACAAAUGCUGUUGUAGCUUACAUUAACGGUACAGCAACAGGUGACUGCAUAGCUGGUCAAAAGAAACAAAUAGAAAAUGCAGAAAAAAGCAUUGUGAAUCAAGACCAAAAGAAGGCAGAGAAAAAGCGUGAUGGGAAGAAGCCUACAUGACUCGUGAUUGUCUCAAUUCUAAAGGCUUUCAGCUUAGUUUCACUUUUUAUUCAUUGGCUCUCUUUUACUCUUUUACCAAAUCUGUUCUGAAAUUCCUGUUUGCAAACAUAAUUCAUGCUUCAUUGAACCCUCUUAUCCUCACACAUAAUUUUUUCUUUUCUUCAGAAUUAUUAUUGCUUUCUCCUGGCAUCUGCCAAUAAUAAGUGAAGACCCAAAGCUAGGAUCCAAAAGAGCAUAAAGUUUUUUGUCUUGUUUUCAAACAAAUCAUGUUCCAAUUAUCACGAUUGAAAAGUAUUGAGAUACCUUAA